UUCGGAUAAACAACACAAACAGAAUUAUAUCGAUAGUAAAAAAUUAAACGGUAGAGACAGACCGCAAACAGACGGACGGACGGCCGUUACAAGUGCAAAGCUAUUAAAGUUCGAUUUCAUGUUAUUUUUUCGGGUAUUUUUAUUCAAGUGUAGCAGCCAUUCAUCAUCAAACAUCGACACUCAACGUAAAUAGAAAAAACAAAAUCAUUCGAUUUGUUUUUUUUAAAUAAAUAACCAAUUUGUUGUUGCUGCUGCUGUUGUUCUUGAAACAAACAAACUGGAAAAAAAAAUAAUAAUAUGAAUAGUUUCAUAUUGGGAGUCAUUCAAGAGUUUUGAACAAAUAUAAUAGUUUGAAAAAAAAAAAAAAAAAAACAGUAAAAAUAUGAGCAACUAAAGCUGCAAAGAUUUAUGCGAAAUGUGUGUACUUUCGUUUUCUGCGCCAAUCAAUGUCGUCCGCAUAGCCGACACCGAAACCGUCACCAACGCCACCAACACCACCACCAACAUGGUUUUGGUGCGUUUUGUAUAGUUAUUAAAUAAUUGUCAAUUGUUCAUCCUAUCAAUCAUUUUGAUCAAAAAGUGAAAUUAAAAUCUCAUUUAUGACUUGAUUUUGAUUUGGUCGAAUUCAAUGGUCAAUCAAUUGUCCGAACACCUUUGCCACUCGCUGCUGUUCGAAGUAUUGCUGCUAACUCAUCUGUGUUAUUACUAAUUUGGCAAGCUGUGCGAACAGAUUGAUUUGAGAAAAAGCGCUUGUCCCCCCAAUCGCGGUGUUCGUUUACGCACUGGAAAUUUAAAACCAUUUUUUUCAAAUAUUCAAUAUUAAAUGCUAAUGAGUGUCAAAUCGUGAAAAUUCAAAAUUAAUAAAAACAACAAAUUGAAUAGUGAAUGCAAUUCAUGUAAAAACACAUAUACAAAUAUAUAUUUUUUUCAUCAUAUAAGCGAGCAUUUUGAAUUCGAUAAAAGAAAAAAUGGUAGAAAAAACAGAAUUGGCCAAAUUUGUGGGGAUAUCAGAUAUAACGGAUAAUAAGAAAAUAUGGCGUGUACUGUUUGGAGAAAUGAUUGGAACAUUCCUUCUGAUCGUUAUUGGUGUUGGAAGUUGUGUAGACUUUGAAGAUUGGUCUCCGUCCGUGCCACAAAUUGCUCUUACAUUCGGAUUGACGGUGGCUACAUUGGCACAGACAUUUGGUCAUGUCAGUGGAUGUCAUAUAAAUCCAGCCGUCACUGUCGGAUUCCUUGUUGUCGGUGAGAUAAGCCUAAUAAAAGGAUGUUUUUAUAUUGUCGUACAAUGUAUUGGAGCAAUUGCCGGUUCAGCGGUUCUUAGUAUUGCCAUUCCCCAGUCGGUAGCCGGUGUUGGUCUGGGAGUUUCCUCUAGUGCUCCCUCACUUAAUACCGCUCAAUGUAUAGUAAUAGAAGCCCUAAUAACAUCUAUACUGGUUUUGGUCGUAAAAGGCGUAUCCGACCCAAAACGUAGAGAUAUUAAAGGAUCGGCUCCAUUGGCGGUGGGAUUGUCUAUAACAGCGGGACAUUUGUGUGCGAUUAAAUUAACUGGCGCCAGCAUGAAUCCAGCCCGCUCAUUUGGUCCUGCUGUCGUCCAUGGCAUGUGGACAGAUCAUUGGGUGUACUGGGUAGGACCUAUAAUCGGAAGUUUAGUUGCAGCAUUUAUAUAUAGAAUAUUUUUCCAAGUACGCAAAGGAGAUGAUGAAGAUAACUCCUAUGACUUUUAAGUAUUAUAUAUUUUUUAUUUAUAAUAAAUACAUCUCAUUUAUGCACAUUUACAUAUCUGCACCACAUAUUUGUUAUAUUACAACCAAAUUUGUCAAAUAAA
Messenger RNA from Musca domestica (house fly), 1825 nucleotides. Its product is annotated as aquaporin. Gene Ontology annotation, cellular component: plasma membrane. The record is from RefSeq and is a predicted model, not a curated record. Bases 969 to 1724 code for a protein of 251 amino acids. Gene Ontology annotation, molecular function: water channel activity. Gene Ontology annotation, biological process: transmembrane transport. Lineage: Eukaryota; Metazoa; Arthropoda; Insecta; Diptera; Muscidae. The transcript is spliced from 5 exons.